AUGAGAGAAAUCGUCACUAGUGAAACCCCAAAGAAGAUCAGUGGUAUUCAAUUUAGUGCACUAAGUGCAGCUGAUAUUGUUGCCCAAUCUGAGGUUGAAAUAUCUUCUCGUGAUUUAUUCGAUUUAGAAAAAGGACGUGAACAAAAGAAAGGUGGUGCUUUAGACCCAAAGAUGGGUGUUUCUUCAUCAAGUUUAGAAUGUACUACCUGUCAUGGUAAUUUAGCGUCAUGUCAUGGUCAUUUUGGUCAUAUUAAAUUGGCUUUACCUGUAUUUCAUGUUGGUUAUUUUAAAGCUACAAUUCAGAUCUUACAAGGUAUUUGUAAAAAUUGUUCAGCUGUUUUACUUUCUGAUAAAGAUAAAAGACAAUUCUUAAGUGAAUUAAGACGCCCAGGUGUAGAUAAUUUAAGAAGAAUGGCUAUAUUAAAGAAAGUAUUGGAUCAAUGUAAAAAACAAAGAAGAUGUCUACAUUGUGGUUCAUUGAAUGGUGUUGUCAAAAAAGCUGCAGCCGGAGCAGGUUCUGCUGCGUUAAAGAUUAUUCAUGAUACAUUCAGAUGGGUUGGUAAGAAAUCAGCUCCAGAAAAAGAUCAAUGGGUUGGAGAUUGGGAUGAAGUUUUAUCUCAUCAUCCAGAAUUAGAACGUUUUAUGAAACGUUGUUCAGAUGAUUUGAAUCCUUUAAAGACUUUAACAUUAUUUAAACAAAUAAAAUCUGAAGAUUGUGAAUUGUUAGGUAUUGAUGCAACAGUGAAAUCUGGUAGACCAGAGACUUAUAUCUGGAGAUAUUUACCAGCUCCACCGGUUUGUAUUAGACCAUCUGUUAUGAUGCAAGAUUCACCAGGUUCUAAUGAAGAUGAUUUGACUGUUAAAUUGAAUGAAAUCGUAUGGACCUCUUCUCUAAUUAAAGCAGGUUUGGAAAAAGGUAUCUCCAUUAAUAAUAUGAUGGAACAUUGGGAUUAUUUACAAUUAACUGUCGCCAUGUAUAUUAAUUCUGAUUCUGUCAACCCAGCAAUGAUGCCAGGUGCUUCAAGUGGUGGUAGUAAAGUUAAACCAAUUAGAGGUUUCUGUCAACGUUUAAAGGGUAAACAAGGUAGGUUUAGAGGUAAUUUAUCAGGUAAGCGUGUGGAUUUUUCAGGUAGAACAGUUAUUUCUCCAGAUCCAAAUUUAUCUAUUGAUGAAGUUGCUGUCCCAGAUAGAGUUGCCAAAGUAUUAACAUUCCCAGAGAAGGUCACUAUGUAUAACAAAAGAAGAUUACAACAAUUAAUCUUAAAUGGUCCAAAUGUUCAUCCAGGUGCUAACUAUUUAUUGAAGAAAGAUGAAGAAGCUAGAAGAAAUUUACGUUAUGGUGAUCGUUUGAAAUUGGCCAAGAAUUUGAGAUAUGGGGAUGUUGUAGAGAGACAUUUGGAAGAUGGUGAUGUCGUUCUAUUUAAUAGACAACCAUCUUUGCAUAGACUUUCUAUUUUAUCACAUUACGCUAAGAUUCGUCCAUGGAGAACCUUUAGAUUGAACGAAUGUGUAUGUACUCCAUAUAAUGCCGAUUUUGAUGGUGAUGAAAUGAAUUUACAUGUUCCACAAACAGAAGAAGCAAGAGCUGAGGCCAUCAACUUGAUGGGUGUUAAAAAUAAUUUAUUGACGCCGAAAUCCGGUGAACCUAUUAUUGCCGCUACGCAAGAUUUUAUUACUGGGUCUUAUCUGAUAUCUCACAAGGAUUCAUUCUUUAAUAGAGCAUCUUUAACCCAACUGUUGUCUAUGAUGUCAGAUGGUAAUAUGCAAUUCGAUAUUCCACCACCAGCGAUUAUGAAGCCACAUUAUUUAUGGACUGGUAAACAAGUCUUUUCACUAUUAAUUAGACCUUGUCACAAAUCUCCAGUUGUUAUUAAUCUUGAUGCUAAGAAUAAGGUUUUUAUCCCGCCAAAGCAUCAAGAUCUACCAAACGAAAUGUCUCAAAAUGAUGGGUUCGUAAUCAUUAGAGGUUCUAAUAUUUUGAGUGGUGUGAUGGAUAAGUCUGUUCUGGGUGAUGGUAAGAAGCAUUCUGUUUUCUAUACAAUUCUUCGUGAUUACGGUCCACAAGAAGCUGCAGAUGCAAUGAAUAGAAUGGCCAAACUUUGUGCAAGAUAUCUAGGUAAUAGAGGUUUCUCUAUUGGUAUCAAUGAUGUUACACCAGCUGAUGAUUUGAAACAAAAGAAGGAAGAAUUAGUCGAAAUAGCAUAUGCCAAGUGUGAUGAAUUGAUUGAUCUAUAUCAUAAAGGGAAAUUGGAAACGCAACCUGGUUGUAAUGAAGAACAAACCUUAGAAGCAAAGAUUGGUGGUCUGUUAUCGAAGGUUAGAGAAGAAGUUGGUGAUGUCUGUAUUAAUGAACUAGAUAAUUUGAAUGCUCCAUUGAUUAUGGCGACAUGUGGUUCUAAGGGUUCUACACUGAAUGUUUCCCAGAUGGUUGCUGUUGUUGGUCAACAAAUUAUAUCUGGUAAUCGUGUUCCUGAUGGUUUCGAAGACCGUUCCUUACCUCAUUUCCAAAAGAAUUCGAAGACUCCACAAUCUAAGGGUUUUGUAAGAAACUCUUUCUAUUCCGGUUUAUCACCUCCUGAAUUUUUAUUCCACGCUAUUUCUGGUCGUGAAGGUUUGGUUGACACUGCGGUUAAAACUGCCGAGACGGGUUAUAUGUCUCGUAGAUUGAUGAAAUCCUUGGAAGAUUUGUCAUGUCAAUAUGAUAACACUGUUAGAACAUCGUCCAAUGGUAUUGUUCAAUUCACAUAUGGUGGUGAUGGUUUAGAUCCACUAGAAAUGGAAGGUAAUGCUAAACCUGUUAAUUUCGUUAGAUCAUGGGACCAUUCCUUAAAUAUCUCUUUCAAUGAUGAAGAAGUUGGUUUAUUACCAUAUCAGAUUAGACAAGUCACGGACAAUAUAUUGAGUCCUCUUGAAAAUAAACUGAUUAGAUAUGAUAAUGUUGGUCAAUUGGUUUCUAAGGAGAAGCAAGAUGAUGAUGCUUAUGUUGAUCAAAAUGAUGCUGAAAGAAAUUUCUAUACUUCUAUUAGAGACUUUAUAGAAGAGAAAUCUGUUAAACUUGCUAAUGUAAGAAAGACAAGAGGCAUGUUAGAGAUGUUAGCUGAACCUGCAAUUGAAAUGCAAAGUAUGGAUCCAGAUGAAACGGUUCCAGAAACAAUUAAAAAUUCAGUAAAUCAACUGUUCAAAAUUACUGAAUCAUCCGUUAAAACAUUCUUAAACAUUGCACUAUUAAAGUACCGUAAGGCGAGAGUUGAACCAGGUACAGCCGUUGGGGCUAUUGGUGCGCAAUCUAUUGGUGAACCUGGUACACAAAUGACGUUGAAGACUUUCCAUUUUGCUGGUGUUGCUUCUAUGAAUGUUACAUUAGGUGUUCCUCGUAUUAAGGAAAUUAUUAAUGCUUCUAAAGUAAUUUCUACUCCUAUCAUUAACGCAGUACUUGUAAACAAAGAUGAUGAAAGAGCUGCAAGAGUGGUUAAGGGAAGAGUGGAAAAAACGUUACUGUCUGAUAUUGCUUUUUACAUAGAAGAUGUUUACAUUAAUAACCAAGCAUAUCUUCAAAUCCGUAUUGAUUUGGGUACUAUUGAAAAAUUACAAUUGGAAUUAACCCUAGAGGACAUUGUUGUUGCUAUUGCACGUGCUCCAAAACUGAAGAUUCACCUUUCAAGUAUUGAAGUACAACUUCCAGAUAAGGUUCGUGUCAAGGUGGACUCUGAUACUGGGAAACCAAAGACAGCUGCUGCAUCACUUAAGGAACCAUUGGAAAAUGCUUUGUUUUACAGAAUGCAACAACUUCGUCGUGCUUUGCCUGAAAUUGUUGUCAAGGGUCUGCCUGAGAUUGCUAGAGCUGUUAUUAAUAUCCGUGAUGAUGGUAAAAGAGAAUUGCUUGUUGAAGGUUAUGGUUUGCGUGAUGUGAUGUGUACUGAUGGUGUCAUUGGUUCUAAAACGACUACUAAUCAUGUUUUGGAAGUUAAUAGUGUUCUAGGUAUUGAGGCUGCAAGAUCGAGUAUCAUUGGAGAAAUUGAUUAUACUAUGAGUAAUCACGGUAUGAGUGUUGAUCCGCGUCACAUUCAAUUGCUUGGUGACGUCAUGACAUAUAAGGGUGAAGUUCUAGGUAUUACAAGAUUUGGUCUAAGUAAAAUGAGAGACUCAGUUCUUCAACUAGCAUCUUUUGAAAAGACUACGGAUCAUUUGUUCGAUGCUGCAUUCUAUAUGAAACGUGACGCCGUGGAAGGUGUUUCUGAAUGUAUCAUUUUAGGUCAAACUAUGUCUAUUGGUACUGGUUCUUUUAAAGUCAUCAAAAGCACAGAUGUUUCUAAAAAUGAUCUUAUCCCAAAACCAACUCUUUUUGAGUCAUUAUCAAAUGAAACCAUUCUUAAGGUUCAUUAA
Messenger RNA from Maudiozyma barnettii, 4383 nucleotides. It is a transcript of the gene RPO31, whose product is annotated as DNA-directed RNA polymerase III core subunit RPO31. Bases 1 to 4383 code for a protein of 1460 amino acids. Lineage: Eukaryota; Fungi; Ascomycota; Saccharomycetes; Saccharomycetales; Saccharomycetaceae. Gene Ontology annotation, molecular function: DNA-directed RNA polymerase activity; DNA binding. The record is from RefSeq and is a predicted model, not a curated record. Gene Ontology annotation, biological process: DNA-templated transcription. The transcript has a single exon.